Messenger RNA from Caenorhabditis angaria, 5232 nucleotides. The record is from the annotation of a GenBank genome assembly. NCBI's taxonomy places the organism in Eukaryota, Metazoa, Nematoda, Chromadorea, Rhabditida, Rhabditidae.
AUGACUUCAUCGAUUGCACAACCGGUAAGAAAUCAAAAUCAAAGUGUAUCUUUCAAAAUCAAAGUGUAAUACUUUCAGGCAAGUGAAGGAAAUCCAGAUUUAACCAAACUAAAAUUUUACCAUGGUGUUCAAACAAGAGAAGACACACAAUUAUUAAUGAAAGAUGCAUCGAUUGGAGAAUUUCUAUUACGAACUUCGUUUUUGAAAAAUGAGAUCAAAAUGAUAGUUUAUUUGUGUAUCAAAGUUUGUGAGAAUGAUAUUCAUCACUAUUUAGUCGCAUUUCGAAAUAGCCAGAUUGUUUUGAAACAAGAAACAAUGGAAAAAGAUGGAAUCAAAAAAGUUGUUGAAUCACAUGCAUUUAACACUUUCGAAGAGAUGAUAAAUUACUAUCGAGUAAGUUAUUCACUACUUUUUCGAAUAUUAAUUCUUCUUCACUUCAGGUUCAUCGUCUUGCAUGUGGAAUUCGAUUGGGUCGAUCUGUGAACAGACCAAAAUAUCAACUACGGAAUUCGGAAAUUCAUUACGAAGAAUCUGGCAGACUUGGUUCUGGUAACUUUUGUAUUGUUUAUCGUGGAACAUUGAAACGAGGUGCAAGAAAAGAUGUUGUGGCAAUCAAAGUCUCAAAACAAACAGAACAUCCUGAUCCCGCAAUUGUUAUGGAAACAAAAAAAGAACUAUUCGAUGAAGCUAAAAUAAUGAUAUCAUAUAACCAUGUAAAUGUGAUUAAAUUAUUCGGAUUAGCAUGUGAUUUACCACCAUUUAUGGUUUGUAUGGAAUAUUGUAACGGAGGAAGUUUAGAGAGUCAUUUGUAUAAAAGAGGAAAUGAAAUGGAGGAAUUUGAAAAACAGACUUAUUUGAUUGAUGCUGCAAGAGGAAUGCGCUAUUUACAUACUCAUAAAUGUAUACAUCGUGAUUUGGCAUCAAGAAAUUGUUUAAUAUCGGCUGAAGGGUUUAUCAAAAUUGCUGAUUUUGGAUUAAGUAGAACACUUGGAGCAAAUGAGACCAAAUUUAAAGAAGCAUUGAAAGAGGCACCUCUUGUGUAAGUUAUUAUUUUCAGUAAUUAGGUAAAAGGUUUCAUGUUACAGCUGGUUAGCCCCAGAAUGUAUCCAAAAAGAAUCUGAAUUCUCAACAAAAAGUGAUGUCUGGGCUUUUGGAGUGUUAAUUUAUGAAGUAUAUUUCAAUGGAUUGAAACCAUUUGCCAAUGAAAAAGACACAGGAACAAUAAUCAAAGCGAUUAGAAAAGCAAAUAUGCCAUUGAUUGAAGGAAAAACAAAUGUCCCAAAAAUGGUUGAAUUACACUCUUCAAUUUGGACACGAAGACCAGAAGAUCGUAUAGAUUUCCAAAGAAUAUUAGAACAUCUUGUAUCCGCGUUAGUUCCUGCUGAUUAUUCAAAUAUAAAACGCAUGGAAGUGAAUAAAUUAGAAGGAGUAACGCGGACAAAAAUGCCAAAUACUUGUCUAGAACUAGAACCAGAAAAACAACAAACUAGUGCGGCUGAAUCAUCGUAUGAUAUGAAUCAUGGAAAGAAUAGAAAUAGAGGUAAAAAGAGGAGCAAGGAAGAAAAAUCGUCGACGAGUAAAACAUCGAAAACUCAACAAAGCUCAUAAUCAAAACUGAUAAUACAAGGAAUAAACUAGUUUUCACUGAUAAAGAGAGAUUGAAAAGUUUCGAUGAAAAACAUAAAAAACAAAAAAAAUAAUAAAGGCGCAUGGAAUUAUUUUUUUUUGCGCACAUGUGUAGUUUGAAAAUGUGGUCUCGAAGCGUUUGGCGGGGCGCUGCAAUUAUUUUUUCAAAUUUAAAUGUUUCGCGAAAUUCGAGGUUCGAAUUCGAGGUUUUUUUCGAUCGAUUUUUUCAGUUUUUUCUCUCAAGAAUUACUCGAAGUUUUUUCAGAGACAUCAAUUUGCUGGAAUGCCAAAAUCAAGAGGAAUCGGUAUAGGUUGCAACGAGAUGUCAAUCACUGUUCUUCGUUUUGCUUGCAAGUAGGUUGAUUUUAGUGAAUAAUAACAGGUGAAGCACUUUCAAAUAAUCACCUGCAAAACAAAAUCAUUUCAUUUCAUUUCCUGUAAUUAUGACCACUAAAAUGACAUUAAUAAAUUCAACAAUAUUCGGAGAACCAUUCAAUCAAAGUUUUUAUAGUUCUGAAACAUACUGGUUUUAUAGUAAACCGAGUAGAAAACUACAAGUAUAUAUUGUUGACAGAUCAUGUAUAUUUAUCAAUAAUAUAUCUUUCAUUUGUCUUGCUAUUUUGACAAUUUUUCGAUUUCGAAGAACAAAUGAAAAAUCAUGUCAAAAAACAUUGAUUAGUCAGCUUUAUUAUUUUGUCAAUUUUGUUUUCAUGGAUUGUUAUUUGAAUUGGAUGUUUGAUUUGUGAGUAGUUCUUCAUAUCAUGUUCUGAUAGAUAUAAUUGUUUUCAGUAUUGUCAAAUCGAGUCUAGGAUUAGGGGUAAAUCUUGUCAGAAUAUUUAUCUGGUUUUUACAUUACUCAUUUUUCGAACCUUUCGGAUUUCGUGUUAUUGUUGUCCUCAAUUUUUUGAUAGCUUUUCAGAAAUUUGUUAUUCUAUUUUUUCCGAUGAACAAAAAAUUUGUUACCGGGUUAGUAAGUUUAAUCCACAGUACUCCCAAUGAACUUUUCUGUUUUCGAUAACAACUGAUAACCAAAGUGAAAAAUCACGUAUAAAAUUAUUUUUUUCAAGAAGGUCGAUGAACUUUAUUUUGUUGUGCUUCUGGGGAUUUUUAUUCACAAAUCUCAUAUUUUAUUCUCAAAAAUGCGCAGUGGUUCUUUUCAUAGAUUCACAUGCAUGUAUUGAUUUAAAAUCAACAAUCAUAGCUCAUGUAUGUUUGUAAAAUUGAAUUUCUAUUCAGUUGUAAUUUUUCAGGCGUUCAAUUUUUUCUAUGUCCUUCUUAUAGUUUUCACCGUUUUCAUACAUCUCAAAAUUUAUUCGGUAGUUCAUCGAACAAGACAUAAUACAUUAUUCGUCAUUCAGUUUUUGCCAAUAUCAAUAUAUCAGUUGGUAAGGUAUUCAAAUAUCCUUCUUAUUAUUUAGACCAAUCCAAAUUCAAAAGAUAUUUUAGACAAUAUGAUCAUAUCAUAAAUAAUAAAAAUAAAAAACAAAUAACAAUUACAUAUAAAAGAAUAUUUCUUGUUAUCAUCUGAUUUUUCUCUAGAGGAAAUUCAUUUUGUCUAUUUAAUUAUAAAUAAUAAAACUUCAGAUCUACACGUUAUUCGAUCUGAUUGCAUUAUUUGUCUCAUUUUCUGACAAUCGUGAUCUAAUUAUUUCUCUCAUCGACAUUCUCUAUAUUCCAUUGAAUUUGAAGUAUAAUAUCAUCCCAAUAAUAACAUCUGCAUCAUAUAUUUGUUCAAGUGAAAAUAUCCGAUUUCUGAAUAGUCUAACAACUUAUUUCUAAUCGAAAUUGAGAUGUUUGAUUGGAUCGAUCCAUUUGUUUUACCUCUUGGCUUCUUUUUUUCCAAUUUGUUCAAUUGUUUCAUUCAUCGGAAAUAUGAUUAUGGUUAUUUGUUUCAUUCGAUUUGUCAAAAAACUUCGAUCUCCCUGUCAUUAUUUGAUCACUUUGACAUGUUUCACAGAUUUAUGUCAUUCGUGUGCUCAUUUCGUUUUUGCAUAUUAUUUAUUCACUGGAAGUAAUGUUUUGUUUUAAAAAAUAACAUUUUUCAAAAGAAAAAAACAAGAAAAAUUUUUUGUGUUCUCAAAAAUUACGAAACUUUCAGCAACUUGCUCUCAAAGCAAAUGUUACUUUUUAUUAAUUAUCCCAUCUUAUGGUUUGUUGAGCGGAAGUUGUUGGAUAUUUUCUCUUGGAAUUGAUCGUUUCAUUGCAUCUCUUAAUCCUGUUAUUUAUCGAAAAAUACAAUUCAGUCAGAAACUUUAUCUUUUCGCUCUUUCUGUUCUUCCUGUAACUUAUUCCAUAUUUUUCAUCAUUCUUGGAUACUAUGAAAGAGAUACAAAUCCUGACAAGUUAGUUUUUUGUUUGUACUAUAAAAAAAACGAUGCCGAGAGUGUCUUGAAAUUAGGCUGACAAAAAUGAGGCAUUCGGGUAUUUCUAUACACUAAUUUUAUUUUUACACGUUUGCAGAAAUGCCCGAAUACACUUACACUUUUACACUAUAUACAUUUUUACAAUAAUACACGAAUACACUAUUUUUGCUCCGGCUUGGAAAAAAGAAAAUAAAUGUCAAAAAUCUCAAUGUCGAAACAAAAGAAUGGUUUCCUAAAGUGAAUAAAAGAAUUUUAGAGUAAGAAAAGGGGUAUUUUUGGGUAAUAAAUAGUUUCAGAAAAUGAAAAAGGAAUAUAAAAGCCUGCUUAGAAAAUGAAUAAUUAACUUUCCUUGGCUUUUUGCUUAAAAUAACUCUGAGUUUUGGACUUGAACAGAACAAAAAACAUAGAAUUAUCAACUUCUCUACGAUGUUUAUGCUUUGGCUUUGCUAAUUCUCAGAUAAUUACUAUUUUUUCACUAUUUUUCAGUCUUUUUUGGCACUUUCAACAACUCUUUUCCAGAAAAAUAGUGUAAAAGUGUAAAGGUGUAAAAGUGUAGCCUUAUAAAUAAAAAUAGUGUAAACGGGCAUCAUUUCUAAAAACGUGUAGUGUAAAUGGGUAAGCCAUUUUUGAGCAUUUCUAAAAAUAGUGUAUUCGGGUAAUUUUUUGCCAGCCUACUUGAAAUUUGUAUUUUUCACGUGAGAAUACAAAAAUGGAUCAUUUGAUAUUUCUAGUUUUCUAUGAAAAUAUUUGACUCGAAAUAUUUCCAGCCAAAUAACUUGUUUCUUACCAUUGGCACUUCGAAAUCGAUCUUUUCAAUAUUUUACUUAUACUUCUUGGAUCAUCAAUAUUGCAAUUGUUAUCAUUUAUUUUUCAACAUAUUUUAUUUUGCGCAAAAAAACUUCGUCAAAAGCAUAUUUCAAAUCAAUCUUCACAACUGUUUUGUUUUUUCUUUCAAGUUGGGCAAUUACUUCUCUAACAAAUACGUUUUCAUAUUCCGAUCAACGUACAAAUAAUAUUACUCAAAUGUAUGCUGGAAUUUCAGUCAAUCUCGCAUUGGCUUGUAAUGUUUUCAUUUUCUAUUUCAUUAAGUAAGUUGCACAGUCUUAAGUUGUGAUGAAAUUAUAUUUAUAUUUUUUGAAGUUCGGAUUACCGUCAAUGUAUUCAAACUCUUCUUCGAAUGCAACAAAAACUUGUUCAACCAAAAACAGUUGAUGUUUCAAAUUCACUCAGAAGUGUUUAUUAA